This is a messenger RNA of Effrenium voratum, 2003 nucleotides long. Lineage: Eukaryota; Dinophyceae; Suessiales; Symbiodiniaceae. The record is from the annotation of a GenBank genome assembly.
GGGGCAAUGUUGCCCAAGUCCUCGUUCCCCACCUGCGGAGACAGAAAGCGCAUCUUUCCUGCGCCAUGGCAGCUCUUCCGCCAUGGAACCCCAGAUCCCCGGCGGACCCGGCGGAACCAGCAGACCGAGACCUGCAGAUUGGCGGGCAGCUGUGGCUGCGGCCGCGGUCGUGGACUGCAACAAGGCCAUCACCGCCAGUGCGAAGGUCCAGCAGUGGCAGAGGGCGCUACAGCUGUUCGCUGCUUUGGGCAUUCAGCGGACCGUUGUCAGCUACAAUGCCGCCAUGCGCUCUGCAGCCUUGCAGUGGCCGCGCACACUGACGUUUCUGGGCCAGCUCAAAGUGCACCGCCUUUCUCCUACAAGCAUCACGUAUAGUACAGCAAUUCAUUCUUGUGACUGCUGCGGCCUUUGGCAAUUGGCCAUCCAUUUUCUCGCGGAUCUUGAGAAAGAAUGCUUGCAGCCAAACAUCAUUGCGGUCAACGCAGCCAUCAGCGCUUGUGCGAAGGGCGAUGAGUGGCAGAUGGCAAUUUCCUUGCUGGCUGAAGCUCGCGCAGACCCUACAACCAUCACCUACAACUCAGCCAUUAGUGCUUGUGGCGGGCGAUGGCAGCUGGCGCUUGCCUUGAUGGACGAUGCACGCACCAGAUUGGAGGUAGACAUCAUCACCUGCAACUCGGUGAUUUCUGCACUGGGCGCCGGCGGAGAAUGGCAGAGGGCCUUGGCUUUGGCCUCUUCACUGGUGGCGCAAAGGCUGCAAGCCACUGGCGUCACCUGCAAUGCCCUAGUCAGCGCACUGGUCGCCUGCGGCCAGUGGCAGAAGGCCGUACUGCAGCUCCGUGAGUUCAGGCAGAUGUCCGUGGAAGCGAACGUCAUCAGCUACACCAGUGUCAUCACCGGAUGCGAGUGGCACGCUGCCUUGGCCAUUUUGUCCUCGUCUGGCCCCUGGUCCCCCAAUGUACUCACCUUGAACGCGGCAAUCAGCAGCUGCGACCGGGCGGCCCAAUGGGCAAAGGCCGUCCAGAUGUUGUCUCACUUCCAGCACCUCCGGCAGUCCGGGGAUGUUGUGACCUAUAGCGCUUUGAUCAGCGCCUUGGGCGGCGCCGAGCUCUGGCAGAAAGCUUGGCAACUCUUCGCAGAGCUCCCGGAGUUGUCCGUCGAGUGGAACAGCAUUACGCUGAACUCGCUGAUCACUGCCCUGGACAAAGGGGGCGAAUGGAGAAAGGCGGUGGCGUUGUUGGCGCAGGUGCGGCAGGAUGUAGAGGUUGAUGUGAUCGCAUUCAACGCCGCCAUCAGCGCCUGUGAGGAGGGCGCGCGAUGGGAAGAGGCGCUGCAACUUCUGUCGGAGCUGCUGCAGACACGCAGCGUCCGUGCUGACGUGAUCUCCUUCAACGCGGCUAUCAGCUCCUGCGAGAGCCAGUGGCAGGAGGCGCUUGGCCUUCUCUCGGAGCUGCAGUCCAGAUCGAUUCAGAGGAACGAUGUCACCUUCAACGCUGCCACCAGCGCCUGCAAGGGCGGCGGUUGGCCGCUAGCUUUGUUGUUGCACGCAGAAGGCGUCAGGCGAGGCGUGGCCAAGACAGCAGUGUCUCGGAACAGCCUCCUCAGCGCUUGUGAACGAGGCGGGGCCUGGCUGGUGGCUUCACUGCUCUUGUCAGCCAUGCGUUGGCAAGACAUUGAAGCCAGCGGCGUGUCCUACCGUGCUGCCAUCAGCAGCUGCGAGAAGAGCAAGCUUUGGCGCCGGGCCUUGCAGUUGCUGUUGGCGCUUCAGGAGGCUUUCGUGGAAUCCAACGUUGUGACGUUCAACGCUGCAAUUGGUGUGGCUCAGGCUUGACAUUCAUGGUUUUACAGUCGGCAUAUUUGCGCCAAAACCGUCCAAAAAGAGGCAGUGCUCGUGCGAGCAACUGUUCAUACGAUGCCAAAACAAUGGCCUUGCCUAUCUUGCCAACCUUUUUUUUUGGGCGGCCCGCGUGUUUCCUUUGCAGCAUUUAGUUUGCGCCGCUUGCUGG